This is a messenger RNA of Lineus longissimus, 2749 nucleotides long. Its product is annotated as phospholipase A-2-activating protein-like. Gene Ontology annotation, molecular function: ubiquitin binding. Gene Ontology annotation, biological process: ubiquitin recycling; proteasome-mediated ubiquitin-dependent protein catabolic process. Gene Ontology annotation, cellular component: nucleus; cytoplasm. The record is from RefSeq and is a predicted model, not a curated record. The coding region runs from base 1 to 2331 and encodes 776 amino acids. The transcript is spliced from 11 exons. Lineage: Eukaryota; Metazoa; Nemertea; Pilidiophora; Heteronemertea; Lineidae.
AUGGCGAGCUACAAGUUGCGGUGUUCGCUUGCAGGCCAUCAAAAAGACGUUAGGGCGCUUUAUGCCCCGUCAUUUUAUGGUGGACGCUUCUUAUCGGGUUCUAGAGAUAAGACAGCUAAAGUCUGGAAACCAAUCGAGCAUUCAACUGCUUUUGAUGCAACUCAUUCAUUGACUGGCCAUACAAAUUUCAUCUCGGCUGUCUGUGUAACAGUACCAAGCCCCACCUAUCCUGAUGGGUUGAUCUACACAGCAAGUAAUGACCGCACGAUACUGGCUUACAUCCCUGAUAUCUCGGAUCCAAUCUUCAAGCUCACUGGUCAUGAGAACACUGUUUGUACUCUGGCGACUGGAGGCUUUGGGACGCUCCUCAGCGGCUCCUGGGAUCUGACUGCAAAAGUCUGGAGUCAGGACAAGUGUUUAAUGACACUCAAAGGUCAUGCUGCAGCAGUCUGGGCAGUUGCAGUGAUGCCACAGCAUGGAUACAUGUUGACUGGGUCUGCUGAUAAAUCCAUCAGGUUGUGGAAAGCUGGAAAAUGUGAGAGGACUUUAACAGGCCACACUGAUUGUGUACGUGGUUUAGCCGUCUUCUCCGAACAUGAGUUCCUCUCCUGUUCUAACGACGCUUCCAUCAAGAAGUGGCUCAUCACUGGCGAGUGUACCAUGACGUAUUACGCUCACACAAAUUAUGUGUACGGCAUCGCGAUCAUCCCAGAUAGCAAAGACUUUGUCACAACUGGUGAGGACAGGACGCUGCGUGUUUGGCAUGAUGAGGAAUGUGUUCAAACGAUAACACAUCCUGCUCAGUCUGUUUGGGCUGUCUGCUGUCUGCCAAAUGGAGAUAUAGCUACUGGUGGCAGUGACAGUAUGGUGCGAGUGUUCACUCGGGCACCAGAACGAGUAGCUGACCCAGAUGAGCUGAAGGCAUAUGAAGAUGAAGUGUCAAACUCGGCCAUCCCAACUCAGAUUGGAGAUAUUAAGAUUGAGAAUCUCCCUGGUCCUGAGGUUUUGCUGGAGCCUGGAAAUAAAGAUGGUCAGACAAAAAUGGUGCGGGUGGGUGGGAAAGCUGAAUGUCACCAAUGGUCAGGCUCUGAAGGUCGCUGGGUCAAGGUUGGGGACGUGGUUGGUGCUGCUGGUGGAGGAGGGCAAGGACAAGAAGGCAAAAAAAUGUUUGAAGGAAAGGAAUAUGACUAUGUUUUUGAUGUCGACAUAGAAGAAGGGAUGCCUCCCUUGAAAUUACCAUUCAACAUUUCCGAUGACCCAUGGAUGGCUGCCCAAGAAUUCAUUCACAAAAAUGAGCUAAGCCAAAUGUUCCUGGACCAGAUUGCUAACUUUAUCUACAAGAACACCGAGGGUGUCACUCUGGGCCAGAAAAGUGCUCCCAAUGUGGAUCCAUACACUGGUGCCAGCCGAUACAUCCCACAAGAUGACACUGAGCCCAAGUGGACCGGCGGUUCUGAUCCAUUUACUGGGGGAAGUCGUUACAUCCCUGAUGGAAUGGAGGACAACUCAAGCAAACCAGCUCCGAGCCGAGGGGCUGGAGAUCCAGCUGCUUCAACGCAAUUCUUCCCAAAGACGACAUGCCUUGUGUUUGAUUCAGCCAAUCAGAAUGCUGUUAUAGCCAAGAUCCGUGACUUCAAUGGCCAAGUUGCCCCUGACCUAAAGGUUGACCCAAAUGACCUGGAAUACCUGACUUCCAUGAUGAAUGCUAAGGGUGCUACCCCUCUACAGAUUGAGCUACUCGACAAGCUGCUGCAGUGGCCAAUAGACAAGCAGUUCCCUUGCCUGGACGUCCUCCGCCUGGCGAUAAGGUCAGACUGUCUAAACGAGCACUUCUGUGGUGACGCAAACGGCGUGCACUUCUUACAGGGCAUGUUACGGACGGUCAGCCCCGGGUCACCUCCAGCCAAUCAAAUGUUAGCAUUGAGAACUUUGAGUAAUGCAUUCCUCGGGCGAUGGGGACAGGAUCUUCUCCUGAAGAACCGUGAUUCUGUGAUUACAGCUAUUUUGAAUGUCAAGGAGAGUACGAACAAGAAUAUACAGAUAGGUGUGGCGACGAUGUUACUGAACUAUACCAUUGUGCUUCAGAAAUGUGACGACGUUGAGGCCAAGUCUCAAUGUCUGUUAGCAGCACAUACUAUGAUUGACUGUGUCAAGGACUUGGAAGCUAAGUUCCGCCUGUUGGUUGCCAUUGGUAACAUGGUUCAUUCUGACGAGAAUGGGAAGGCUCUUGCACAAUCACUGGAUAUGGCUAACAUAGCGAGGUCAUUUGUUUCUAUCCAGGAUCCUGUGAAGCUCUCAAAAUGUGCCCAGCAGGUGCUGAAUGUUCUAUAGUGAACAUGAUGUCCCAAUGUUAUUAUUCCUGUUCCUUAUUGUAUGUGCAUGUUGGUCUGUUCCAGGCAGAUCACCGUCUGCUUGUAUGUAAACUGGCUACAUGAUAAAUAGUCUGUGGCGAGGUCGUUUAGCGAUUGGUAGUUACUCGGCCUGGUCAAUGAACACAAGGUUUGUUUAGUUGUGGCUUGGAGAGGGACCGUUGAAAUAGCUAUCAGAACCAUAGCAGGUUGCCUCCCUGUUACUUAUUGGGUGCAGCCAGCUUCACCAAGAAAUACCACGUGAAUCCCUGCUAAGUAAGGGAUCUCACUGUUCGGGAUGUCAGGAAAAUGCUCCACAUUGUAUGUCCUAUGUUUACUUUCUUGCCGAAAGGAGUUUGUAUUUAAUUCACUUGCAUUAAAAUGAGUACAACGAUAAUUUA